AUUUCGUCCGGAUAUGGUCACACUAUGUUCGGAUUACUGCAACUGGCGCAGCAAGGUCUCUUUUGAUCAAUGUUUACGUUUUUCAGCGAAAAAUUAGAACAUAGUUUAAAAAAGACAUAAUUAAGCCUUGGUCUGGAAAACUACCGUACAAAUGUCGCUGCUGGAUCAAUACGAGCAGCAGUAUGCAGCACUUAUAGCUGAAAUUACGGCCCAUAUUGGACGGUUGCAACAGCAGAGUAACAAUAGUGAACGUCAUGAAUUGUGUGGGAAGAUUGAUACUAGUCUUCCAGAGGCCCAAGAGCUUCUUGAGCAAAUGGGACUUGAAGUGAGGGAGCUGAAUCCUGCCCAACGAACCAGCUUCAAUGGGAAACUGCAGGUGGCCCAAGCGGAGUUUAAGCGUCUUCAAGCUGAGUACAGGCAAACGAGAGACAAACAGCGAUCCCAGGCGAAUACGUUUACAACGCUAGAUUUGGGUGACAGCUAUGAGGAUGUGUCCAUCAGCACGGAUCAGCGCCAACGACUGCUGGACAACUCGGAGAGGAUCGAAAGAACGGGAAACCGACUGACCGAAGGCUAUCGCGUUGCGCUGGAAACAGAGCAAAUGGGAGCACAGGUCCUAAACGACCUGCAUCACCAGCGGGAGACACUCCAGGGAGCUAGAGCUCGGCUAAGAGAAACCAAUGCGGAGCUUGGAAGAGCGUCCCGCACCCUUAACACUAUGAUGUUGAGAGCUCUCCGCGAAAAGGUAGUCCUUUACGGCGUAGGUGUUUGUUUUGUGGUCGCUGUUGGUGUGAGUCUGUAUUUAACCUUUGCACCGAGCUCUUCCAGCCCCGUCACUUUGUAAUUAACCCAACCCAAAAGCUAUUAACUUAUAGUUCAAUGGUAGCCCAAGCUUAGCGAAAAUUACGUUAGCCCAUUCCAGUUUUGUGAGGUGAUUAUUUAUUGUUUAGAAUACAUAUUUUAUCUUAAUGAGAUAUAAUGUGGAAGAAAGCUGUAUACUUACGCACUAAUCUGUUCUAGGUCGGGACUGAUCGUUUCACAAAGUGUCAUUGGUGUGGCAAAGUGUUUUUUGGAUUAUUAUCUUAAAUAUAAAUAUUCAAAAUAUUCCAAAAUAUCUCCUUAGCUCACUAAAUUAUUAUAUUAUAAUUUUCUUCAGUUAUCUAGUUUCUUAAUGCAUCCUUUCGACCAAUCCUACUUCAUGUUCUACGUAUAUGUAAAGGAGGAGCCUUCUAUAGCCAAUAAAUAAUUGUAAAUGUAAACGCUGAAAAUCAUCAUAACUAUGAUGAUCAUAAUAACCAUGUGAAGGCUCUCCUUAAUUUUUUGGCAUCUAGUGGCGCCAGGAUAAAAAUAUUUAAUUCUAUGACUCGUAUUCACUUUCGGGACGUACAUAUUUCAUGUAAAUUCGAAAUUAAUGUGUAUCUAAAAACCAUAAGCAUAGCCAAAAAGUGUUAAUAAAUAAACAAAACUAUUAAAAAUA
Molecule: messenger RNA, 1477 nt
Organism: Drosophila ananassae
Lineage: Eukaryota; Metazoa; Arthropoda; Insecta; Diptera; Drosophilidae
Gene: Vti1a
Product: vesicle transport through interaction with t-SNAREs homolog 1A
Exons: 2
Coding region: 152-844 (230 amino acids)
Biological process (GO): intra-Golgi vesicle-mediated transport; macroautophagy; intracellular protein transport
Cellular component (GO): endoplasmic reticulum membrane; SNARE complex; Golgi apparatus
Molecular function (GO): SNARE binding; SNAP receptor activity
Source: RefSeq, a predicted model, not a curated record